UUUAAGUUUGACAACCCUCAAGCUCUCUCCUUUUUUGGCCGAUUUGGUUGAGAAUCCGACGACGACUCGUGGGGUCGUGUACACAUUGGUGACUGCUCUUUUGACACGAGUCGCCUCUCUUCUUCUCACUACCAUUUCCAUGAAACAUGAGCUAAAAGGCUAACUCUUUUUUUUUUUUAGUUCUUCUUCUUCUUCAAUUGAAACCCACUACACGCUUCUUUUGUCCAUUUUUAAUGUUAAAAGCUUCCUCCUUUAUUGCUAAAAAGUUACAAGAUUCGCAAGUUUACAGUUUCCCUUGGCCUCUUCUCACAGGUGAAGAAGAAGAUUCACUUGCCUUUUUUUCUUCAAAAGUCCCCAACUUUUCAGUCCAUCUCCCCCUUAAAGUUCAAGCUUUUUAUGGGUUUCUAGCCGAGCAACUACUCUGGAUUGGUGACACUAAGUUUUGCUACCAUCUCUUGAAGCAUUUACUGUAACUCUUUGGCUAAGGAGAAAAAGUCAGCUCCUUUGUGGUCAUAUAUGGGAUUUGCCGUAGGUGGUGGAGGUGGUAGAAUGUUAGAUUUGAGGAUGGUCCAAAAUCACAAGCGUUCAAAGAGUGCUAGCUUUCCAGAAAAGAAAAGAGGUGAGGGAGAUAAAACCUCUAACAGUUCUCAUGAAGCCUCUCAACGAAUCAAGCUGGACAUGGGUCGUUCAAAUGAAUCCAAGCAUAAUCAAUAUCAUUCAAACACCGAAACUUCAUUGAAGGAAGAGAUUAGUCAGCUUGAGACUAGAUUACAAGAUCAGUUUAUGGUUCGUUGUGCAUUAGAGAAGGCGUUAGGUUAUCGGACAGCCUCUUCGUACAUAUUGAGUGAAGCAAACAACAUUCCCAUGCCUAAGCCAGCUACUGAUUUAAUCAAAGACAUUGCUGUUCUGGAGAUGGAAGUUAUACAUUUAGAACAGUUUCUUCUUUCAUUGUAUAGAAAGGCCUUUGAGCAGCAAAUCACUUCUGUAUCCCCAAACUCCGAGAACAAGAGGCCAAAAUCUCCUCCUGUAACAACCCCUAGAAGGCGUCUAGACUUUUCUGAAGAUGAUGAAACCACCUCAAAAACAGAGCAGCCUUCUCAUCCUCUGCUUGAUGAUAAUCAAGAUCAAUCACUGGAGAUUCCUGCGGACCAGAUGGACCCCAGUUUUCGUCGUAGCCACUCUCAACGUUCGGCAUUUGAGUGUAGGAAAGCUUCUCCAGAAGAUUCUUGGGGUAAAGCCAUCCGCUCUAGUCACUCCCAACCACUAUAUGUGAAAAAUGGAGAAACUCUAAUCAGUCUAGCUGAACAUCUUGGAACCCGAAUAUCGGAUCAUGUUCCAGAAACACCUAACAAAUUAUCUGAAGGAAUGGUCAAGUGUAUGUCAGAAAUAUACUGCAAGCUCGCAGAGCCGCCUUCUGUACUACAUCGCGGGCUUUCAUCUCCAAACUCGUCUCUUUCAUCAAGUGCAUUUUCGCCCUCAGACCAAUUCGAUACGUCAAGCCCUGGAUUCGGAAACAGCUCCUCUUUUGAUGUUCGGUUAGAUAACUCUUUCCAUGUAGAAGGAGAAAAGGACUUCAGUGGACCUUACAUCAGCAUUGUUGAAGUGCUUUGCAUUUACAGAGACGCCAAAAAGGCCAGUGAGGUUGAAGAUCUUCUGCAAGACUUCAAAUCGCUCAUCAGUAGAUUGGAGGAAGUAGAUCCAAGGAAGUUAAAACAUGAAGAGAAACUAGCAUUCUGGAUAAAUGUGCACAAUGCACUUGUAAUGCAUGCUUUUUUAGCUUAUGGGAUUCCACAGAACAAUGUGAAGAGAGUCCUACUGCUACUCAAGGCUGCGUAUAACGUUGGUGGACACACAGUUAGUGCUGAAGCGAUACAAAGUUCAAUUCUUGGAUGCAAAAUGUCUCAUCCUGGACAGUGGCUUAGACUACUGUUUGCUUCGAGGAAAUUCAAAGCAGGAGAUGAAAGAUUAGCUUACGCAAUUGAUCAUCCGGAGCCUCUCAUACAUUUUGCACUUACUUCAGGCAGCCACUCCGAUCCAGCGGUUCGUGUAUAUACACCAAAAAGAAUCCAGCAAGAGCUCGAAACGUCGAAAGAAGAGUACAUAAGAAUGAACUUAAGCAUACGCAAGCAGAGAAUCGUAUUGCCAAAGCUGGUGGAGACGUUUGCAAAAGACUCCGGUUUAUGUCCGGCGGGUUUGACAGAGAUGGUCAACCGGAGUAUACCGGACACUUCAAGAAAAUGUCUAAAGAGAUGUCACUCUGGUAGUAAAUCACGCAAACCAAUUGAUUGGAUCCCUCACAGCUUUACAUUUAGAUAUCUUAUUCUUAGAGAAGCUGCCAAAUGAAAUCACUUCGACAAAUUCAUUCAUUAUAAGAAGAGAAUGUGUGUGUAUGUUAUAUAUUAGUGUAAGAUAUCGCUGUCUAUGCCCACCCCACUAUCUGAUUAAUAUUAUGAUAAUGCUGUUCUCUCUCGA
Messenger RNA from Capsella rubella, 2472 nucleotides. RefSeq lists its product as uncharacterized. The record is from RefSeq and is a predicted model, not a curated record. The transcript is spliced from 10 exons. The coding region runs from base 517 to 2343 and encodes 608 amino acids. Lineage: Eukaryota; Viridiplantae; Streptophyta; Magnoliopsida; Brassicales; Brassicaceae.